Messenger RNA from Lipotes vexillifer (Yangtze River dolphin), 924 nucleotides. Its product is annotated as myosin regulatory light chain 12B. NCBI's taxonomy places the organism in Eukaryota, Metazoa, Chordata, Mammalia, Artiodactyla, Lipotidae. Gene Ontology annotation, molecular function: calcium ion binding. The coding region runs from base 53 to 568 and encodes 171 amino acids. The record is from RefSeq and is a predicted model, not a curated record. The transcript is spliced from 4 exons.
CAGGCAGUCCGGCUUCUGGUGCUGGUAUCCGGCCGCGGAUUAAACCACCACCAUGUCUAGCAAAAAGGCAAAGACCAAGACCAAGAAGCGCCCCCAGCGCGCAACCUCCAAUGUGUUCGCCAUGUUUGACCAGUCACAGAUUCAGGAGUUUAAGGAGGCCUUCAACAUGAUUGAUCAGAAUAGAGAUGGUUUCAUCGACAAGGAAGACUUACAUGAUAUGCUUGCUUCUCUAGGGAAGAAUCCAACUGACGCGUACCUCGAAGCCAUGAUGAAUGAGGCUCCAGGGCCCAUAAACUUCACCAUGUUCCUUACCAUGUUUGGGGAGAAGCUAAAUGGCACAGACCCAGAAGAUGUCAUCAGAAACGCUUUUGCUUGCUUUGACGAAGAAGCAACUGGCACCAUUCAGGAGGAUUACCUUCGAGAGCUGCUGACCACGAUGGGAGAUCGUUUUACAGAUGAGGAAGUGGAUGAGCUGUAUAGAGAAGCACCUAUUGACAAAAAGGGGAAUUUCAAUUACAUUGAGUUUACGCGCAUCCUUAAACAUGGAGCGAAAGACAAAGAUGAUUGAAAAGAACCUGAGCUAAAACUUUCCAAUUACUUUGUCUUACUCUGUUUUAUUUCCCAGACACUUCCCCCCUCAUAGACCUGUUGCAUGCAACUUAGUUUCACAGCUUUGCCUCUUUUUCGGUGUAUUUAUUCUAGACCUUUCUGCCACUUAGCACUUGUAUAAUCAGACUGCAAAUGGGGAUGAGGUUGUAAAUUGUAUUGAGAAAAAGGAUUGUGAAUAAAAAUCAACAAAUGUGAAAGCCCAGGAAAAUAUAUCCGGUAUUUCUGGUUUUGCUGGAUUUUUACAUUUUUAUAUAAUAAAAAUGCUAUUUUGAAAUAAAGAUUAUGCUGACUCAGAUGUAAUAUAAUGGAAAGUUA